Pteropus alecto (black flying fox) is the source of this 2123-nucleotide messenger RNA. It is a transcript of the gene CFI, whose product is annotated as complement factor I. Lineage: Eukaryota; Metazoa; Chordata; Mammalia; Chiroptera; Pteropodidae. Gene Ontology annotation, cellular component: membrane. Bases 156 to 1922 code for a protein of 588 amino acids. Gene Ontology annotation, molecular function: protein binding; serine-type endopeptidase activity. The transcript has 13 exons. Gene Ontology annotation, biological process: proteolysis. The record is from RefSeq and is a predicted model, not a curated record.
UGUAGCCAAAUUCUCUACAAGUUCAAAAGUACAAAGCUCUUUAGGAGGCUUGCUCUUUUUAAAUAUUUUUUCAGAGGUUAAAAAUUAAAUUUGAAAAGAAUAUCUGGGGUGGAGAAGUAUCCACAGUAGAGACGCAGACCCUGAAGUUCUCCAACAUGAAGCUUGCUCAUGUUAUUCUGUUGCUUUUGUGCUUCUACUUAAGUUUUUGCAAGGUCACGUCAACAUCAGACACAUCUCAUGAGGAUCUGGUGGAGAAACAGUGCUUAACCGAAAAAUACACACAUCUCUCCUGCCAUAAAGUCUUCUGCCAGCCAUGGCAGAAAUGCAUCGAAGGAAAAUGCAUUUGUAAACUCCCUUAUCAGUGCCCAAAGAAUGGGACAACAGUGUGUUCAACCAACGGGAAAAGCUACCCGACUUACUGUCAGCAAAAGAGUUUGGAAUGUAUUCAACCAAAGGCAAAGUUUUUAAAUAUUGGAGCAUGUACACCUUCAGGUCAAUUUUAUGUUUCCUUGAAGUAUGGAAAUAACGAUUCAGAGGGAAUUGUUGAAGUAAAACUUGCAGACCAAGAUAAGAAAAUGUUCAUAUGUGAUAACAACUGGAGCAUGACACAGGCCAACGUGGCCUGCCUUGACCUUGGAUUUCAACAAGGUGCUCUUGAUACUCAAGGAGAGUUUCACUUUCCUGAAGAUCACCAUAUGAAUGACACUGAUUGUUUGCAUGUGCAUUGUCGAGGAUCAGAGACCAGUUUGACUGAAUGUACUUUUACUAAGAGAAGAACUGAAAGUUAUCAGGGUUUAGCUAGAGUGGUGUGUUACACCCAGAAUGCAGUUUCUCCAACAAAGGACUCCUUUCAGUGUGUGAAUGGGAAAUACAUUCCUCAAGAGAAAGCCUGUGAUGGGAUCAAUCACUGCGUAGACCAAAGUGAUGAGCUGUGCUGCAAAGGGUGCCGAGGCGACAGUUUCCUUUGUAAAUCGGGUGUUUGUAUUCCAAACAAGUAUAGAUGCAAUGGUGAGGUGGACUGCAUUACCGGAGAAGAUGAAAGUGAUUGUGAAGAAGUUGGAUAUCCUGAAAUUAAAGAAGAAACAGAAAUGUUGACUGCUAAUAUGGAUGCAGAAAGAAAACGAAUAAAGUCAUUCUUCCCUAAACUAUCCUGUGGAGUUAAAAACAGCACGCCUGUUCGAAGGAAAAGAGUAGUAGGAGGGAUGCCAGCCCAAGUGGGAGACUUCCCAUGGCAGGUGGCCAUUAAAGAUGAUGGGAAAAUCAACUGUGGAGGAGUUUAUAUUGGUGGCUGUUGGAUCCUGACUGCUGCACAUUGCGUCAGAGCCAGUAAAGCUCACCGUUACCAAAUAUGGACAUCAUUAAUAGACUGGAUAAAACUUAACUCUGAGAUAGUCAUUCAGAGGGUCAAUAAGGUUAUUGUCCACGAAAACUACAACAGAGGCACCCAACAAAAUGACAUAGCUUUGAUUGAAAUGAAAAAGCCCUCAAACCGAAGAGAAUGUAUGCUGCCUAAUUCCGUCCCUGCCUGUGUCCCAUGGUCUCCAUAUUUAUUCCAUCCUAAUGAUACAUGCAUCGUUUCUGGCUGGGGUCGAGAAAAAGCUAACCAAAAAGUCUAUGCACUUAAGUGGGGUAAAGUUCACCUAAAAGCCAACUGCUCUAAGUUUUACCCAGGUCGCUAUUUUGAAAAAGAGAUGGAAUGUGCAGGUACAGAUGACGGUUCCAUCGAUGCCUGUCAAGGAGACUCUGGCGGCCCCUUGGUCUGUAAGGAUGCCAAUAACGUGACUUAUGUGUGGGGUGUUGUGAGUUGGGGUGAAAACUGUGGAGACCCAGAGUUCCCAGGCAUUUACACCAAAGUGGCCAAUUAUUUUGACUGGAUUAGCCACCAUGUGGGAAGGUCUCUUAUUUCUCAGCACAAUGUAUAAAAUUGUGAUCUCUCUCUUCUUUCUACUCUUUUUCUCCCAGGAAUUCCACUUUAAUUUAAAUGAUACUGCCUAAUUAGUAGUACUUCUCUAGGAAAAAAAAUUAAGCAAAUUUUAUUGGAUAUUCUUAAAGGUCUCUACAAAGUUUAUGCUAUACUGGAAUUUUUCUGUAUAAUUCUCAAAUAAAUAUUUUAGUCAAGUACA